UAGAUGGCAAAGUUUUGAACAUAUUAACCGGAACAAAUUCUACUCAAUCUUGUCCUAUUUGUGGUGCAAGUCCGAAACAAUUUAUGUCUAUAAGAGAUCUAAAAUCUCCUGUUUUUGAACCAAAACCAAGCACUUUAAAGUACGGCGUCAGUCCAUUACAUGCUUGGAUACGAUUUCUGGAAUUUGUAUUACAUCUUUCGUAUAGAAUCGGUAUAAAAAAGUGGCAAGUAAGGAAUCCGGAAGACAAAAAUACCAUUAAGCAAAGAAAACAGGAAAUUCAGAAAAAUUUUUGGGAGAAAAUGGGAUUGCAUAUUGACAAACCUAAGUCAAAUGGAUGUGGCUCAACAAACGACGGGAAUACGGCUAGAAGAGUGUUCGCUAACUUAGAACUAUUUGCAUCAAUUACUAAUGUUGACAUAGAUCUAUUGAGACAUUUUCAUAUAAUACUGGUGUCGAUUUCGUGCGAAUUUCGCAUUAAUUUUAAAAAGUUCAAUGAUUUCUGUAUAGAUACUGCCGAUUUAUAUUUCAAUAAGUACGAUUGGUACCCAAUGUCGGCAACAGUCCACAAGAUUUUAGUUCAUUCGGCACAAAUAAUGGAGGCGUCUUUAGUACCAGUUGGCUGCCUUGGCGAAAAUGCAUCAGAAGCAAGAAAUAAAUUUUACAAAAAAGAUCGUAUUGCCCAUGCGAGGAAAAAUUCACGAAGUAACAAUAUUGUCGAUGUGUUUAAUAGAGCUAUGGAUUCUUCUGACCCUUUGUUAUCAAGUAUCUGCUUAAAUAAUCGUACUAAAAAUAAAUUAAUUCGAAGAAUCCCACAUGAAGUUACUGAACUUUUAGAGUUGCCUGCUGUUCCAGACAAUUUAGACGUGGCUUCUACGUCCCGUCAUGAAGAUGAUGAUGAAAAUUGUAGUUCGGACGACGAUAUAGAGAUGCUCUCUGAAUAUUCUUUUGAGUUAGAAGUUGAUAUUGAACAAGAUUUGGAAUAA
This is a messenger RNA of Bactrocera dorsalis (oriental fruit fly), 983 nucleotides long. RefSeq lists its product as uncharacterized. Lineage: Eukaryota; Metazoa; Arthropoda; Insecta; Diptera; Tephritidae. The transcript has a single exon. Bases 84 to 983 code for a protein of 299 amino acids. The record is from RefSeq and is a predicted model, not a curated record.